Messenger RNA from Schistocerca gregaria, 1034 nucleotides. RefSeq lists its product as uncharacterized. The record is from RefSeq and is a predicted model, not a curated record. Gene Ontology annotation, cellular component: extracellular region. Gene Ontology annotation, molecular function: chitin binding. The coding region runs from base 134 to 679 and encodes 181 amino acids. NCBI's taxonomy places the organism in Eukaryota, Metazoa, Arthropoda, Insecta, Orthoptera, Acrididae. The transcript has 4 exons.
CAGUGCCAGAACACACUGAGCGGGCAACAUACAAAACUAUGAAGUUUGACAUGUAGAGGAGUCUGUCACUUACGUCACUGAUAGCCUUGUUGAUGAGGAUUCCUGUGUUUGACGAAGUAAAAAUGUGUCAACCAUGAAAGGUUUGACGGAACUGGUAACACUGCUUAUGCUGGCGUCGUCGGCGGCUGGACGCCCCCCUAAGUGUCCCCCGCCGGGCUCGGCCGCGCCUCAGUACCUCCCGGAUGACGCGGACGGAUCUGCCUUCUGGCAGUGCGACCGCGGGGUCGCGUAUCACAAGCACUGCGACGACGGGCUGGUCUGGAACGCGGCACUCAGCGUCUGCGACUGGCCCAGCGUCGUCGUGGUGGACGCAGAGGACUCUGGACACGAAAGCGGCACUCACAGUGGCGGCCAUAGCCAGGACGUUUCUAGCCAUUUAUCGACGCGAAAGGAUAAUGUUGACAUAGACGGGAGAUACGAGAGACGGUCCUCCAUGAGCCAUUUUGGAGAUCACCAUGACCAGCAAGGAGGUGAAUCCAUAUCUGAAUUUAGACAUAUGGAGGAACACCACAGGCAUGCCAAAAGACCGGAAGAAGACCUCGGGUACAUCAAACUACCGAUGGAAGACUAUGUGGACUACAUAAAAGUAAUGACAAGCAUCUUCCGAUUGAGGCAAUAAAGAUUAUUUGCACAAAAAUUUGUUUUUCAAUACGCAAAGCGCAUAGUUGUGGUGGGCAUUUGGGACAAUAUUAUAGACGUAAAUUAGGUUGAAGCACUUAAAAUAACAAUACAAGAAUGUAUUUGGAAGACAUUAUUAGUCGGUGACCAAUACUACUAUCUAAAUUUUAUGUUCAGGCGCAUUUUUCUAUGAUCAUAUGACACUCCAGUGCUGAUAACAGUAAAUAACUUCAAAAAAAUUUAGAUACAAAAUGACAAAUAUGUUUAUGUCUACAAAGCGUUUUCAGGAUACUUAAAACAAAAUACAUCCACAAAAUUUGAAAUGUAACGGAAAGAGGAAUAAAUAUUUAAGCAUA